Molecule: messenger RNA, 1099 nt
Organism: Solanum verrucosum
Lineage: Eukaryota; Viridiplantae; Streptophyta; Magnoliopsida; Solanales; Solanaceae
Product: glyoxylate/hydroxypyruvate reductase HPR3-like
Exons: 2
Coding region: 113-1099 (328 amino acids)
Cellular component (GO): cytosol
Molecular function (GO): hydroxypyruvate reductase [NAD(P)H] activity; NAD binding; glyoxylate reductase (NADPH) activity
Source: RefSeq, a predicted model, not a curated record
UCGAGAUCGGAAACACUCCGAUCGCCGAACUACAACUCAUAUUAUUGUACAAAAUUGUUGGGAGGCUCACAAUACGAACUCCGAUUAAAUCAAUUAAAUUGGAACUGAGAACAUGGCUUCUUCCGAUCAGCAUCAAUCGCCGGAAACCACCGAUCUCCGACUGCUUAUCUUCCAUCGCUCUCCAAAAUAUGGAAAUACGUUCUUGCCCAAACUAAAAACCCUGUACCGGGUACUCGACCCGCUUGACGAAUCCGACCCAUCACUUCUACCCCUUUCCGGGUCGGUUCGGAUCAUGCUCUGUAUAGGUGCUACUCCGGUCACCUCGGACACCCUGGAUAAGUACCCUAAUUUGGAGUGCAUCGUCGGUACUAGCGCUGGCUUUGACCAUUUUGACCUCGCCGAGUGUCGCCGCCGUGGCAUUCGCGUCACCACAGCUGGAGAUUCGUUCUCCGAUAAUGUCGCUGAUUUCGCCGUCGGCCUAUUGAUUGACGUCCUCCGCCGUGUCUCUGCUGCAGAUCGAUUUGUUCGUGCUGGCUCUUGGCCUAUUAAAGGGAAAUUCCCCCUCGGUUCUAAGGUUGGUGGAAAACGAGUGGGCAUUGUAGGUUUAGGAAGCAUUGGUUCGAGGAUCAGUAAAAGACUUGAAGCCUUUGGUUGCAGCAUUGCAUACACUUCAAAGAGGAUGAAGCCCAAUGUUCCGUUUCGUUUCCAUUCUAAUAUUCAUGAUCUUGCAAUCAACAGUGAUGUUCUAAUCCUUUGUUGUUCUUUAACAAAAGAAACACACCACAUAGUUGGCAAAGAGGUGCUAACUGCACUCGGGAAAGAAGGCAUUGUUAUAAAUGUUGGACGCGGGGCACUCGUUGAUGAGAAGGAAUUGGUUCAGUUUCUGAAGAGAGGUGAGAUUGGUGGUGCUGGUCUUGAUGUUUAUGAAAAUGAACCUUAUGUACCAAAAGAUCUGUUUGUGUUGGAUAACGCGGUGCUGUCUCCACAUAUUGCUGCUUCAACUCCAGAGUCUUUUGAAGCACUUGAAGAACUAUUCACUUACAACAUACAAGCUUUCUUUUCAAAUAAACCCUUGCAGGCACAAAUCGAAUAUGACUGA